GCCACUGUGGGCUGGGUGGGGGCUCAGCCGCCUCUGACUCGGAGUCCGCGUCUCACUUUCUUCAAGUUCCCCUCUCCGAUGGUGGUACGCGGAGUGGUGGCGUCGUUGGGUGUCCUUGUUGCCGCAUUCAUCCUCACACGCGACCUCUGUGCCGCCUCCCACAUGGGCCAGCCGCAGCCAUCGUCAUUGCAGAUGGCAGCCGUCAGCCCAUGCAGUGAAAAGGGGUAGGCAGGCAUAUGAAGCAGAGGCCUGCGGUCAUUUCUCGCUGUCUGUGCUGUCUGCCUGCAGCGGAUCAGACAAGCCAACCGAGGCUCCCAGAGGGAAAAACGAGGCCCUGUCACGGACUGAGGGUCACGCGUAUGACGACGAUGAAGACGAGGAAGAUGCGCCCCCCCCACCGCCGUGCAUUCCCCUUCCUAACCCAGGCAUCAGACACGAGCCCCUGCCUGAUGGUGAGGUGUGGUGUGGCGACCUGGAGCUGCCCCCCUUGAGAGAACAGUGACAGAUGGAUGGAUGGAUGCAUUGGUAUACACAGUAAUAAAAUAUUGGUCGGUUGGUUGGUAUGUGCUCAAGUCGAUUUGUAUGUACAGUAUGGUGUUGACCUUGUCUCUGUGCGCACACUUACACAUGUACAGACAGACAUCGAACGGGUAAUCGUGCAUUCUUCUGUCGAUGAUCAAGCAGCCGUAUCGACA
Messenger RNA from Vitrella brassicaformis, 695 nucleotides. Lineage: Eukaryota; Vitrellaceae. The record is from the annotation of a GenBank genome assembly.